UAUGAGCAAUAUUAAAGUAUUUUGCAGAAUCCGACCUUUAAAUUAAAAAGAAACAUCACUAAUUAAUUAUAGCAUUAGAGAUUAAACUAUACAAUUAGGUGAGUAAAAGUUUACUUUUGAUAAGAUCCUUGAUAGUAAUACAAACUAAUAAUAAGUGUAUGAUGAAAUAGGAAAACCUAUUAUAGAUUAAAUUCUAUAAGGAUUUAAUGCCACAUUAUUAAUGUAUGGAUAAACAUCAUCUGGUAAAACUUACACUAUGAUUGGUGAUUAAUAAUAACCAGGUAUCAUUAGAAGAACUAUCAAUGAUUUGUUUGAUGCAAUAGAGAGCUCUCCAACAGAAUCUGAAUUUAGAAUUAAAAUUUCAAUUGUUGAAAUAUAUAAAGAAAAAGUUAAGGAUCUAUUAGAUGUUAAUAAAUAAGAUUUAAAAGUAAGAGAAAUGGCUAACUAAGGAUUUUAUAUUCAACAAGUAUCAUAAUUAUGGGUUAGUGAUAAAGAUGAAAUUUAUAAUGCAUUAUAAAAAAGUUUGGUCAAUAGAUAAGUUGGUUAUACUAAUCUUAAUGAUAUGUCUUCAAGAUCUCAUCUUUUAUUUUAAAUGGUAAAUUUAUUUAAAAUUCUAUUAGACUGUUAUUAUGAAUAAUGAAAUUGAAGGAACUUCAUAUACAGGAUAAUUAAUUAUGGCUGAUCUUGCAGGUAGUGAAAAUGCAUCCAAAGCAGGAACAACUGGAACCACAUUACAAGAAGGAUCAUUCAUUAAUAAGAGUCUGCUUACUCUUGUAAUUCUUAUUUAUUAUAUAUCUAGUCUAAUGUAAUAAAUGGAUUAUCAGAAAAAUAAUAACAUGUACCUUUUAGAGAAUCUAAUUUAACAAAAUUAUUAUGGAAUGGAUUAAGUAAAAAUUCUAUGACUUCUUUGAUUAUCACAUGUAGUCCAAGUGAUAGUAAUGAAUCUGAAACACUCAGUACUCUUAGAUUUGGAGUUAGAGCUAAAAUGAUUAAAACAUAACCAAAAGUAAACAAAGAAGUGACAAUUAAAGAAUUAGAAAUUCAAAAUAAUAAAUUGAGUAAAGAACUUGAAGAAAAAAAUUAUAUUAUUAAUUAAUUAAAAAAGGAUGAUAAUAAAGUUAAAAUUAUCAAAUUAGAAGAAUAAAUAUUAUAAUUGAAUAAAGAAAAUUAAUAAUUGAAAGAUUAAAAUUCAUAAUUGAUUACUGAUUUAGAUAUGAGAUCUAUGGACUAUUUAGAAAUUUAAACAAAUUUAAAAAAUUCAUUACUUGAAUCAGAUCGAUUAUAAUAAUCUAAUGUAAAUUAUUAAAAGUAAAUUCAAUAAUUUUAAUUAAAUAAAGAUAUUGAAAUUUAAGAAUUGAAUAAUUAAAUUGAUUAUCUUAAAUAAUAAUUAUAACAAAAAGAUGAAAAUAUAUAAUAAUUAUCUAAACAUUUAGAAAACAUUUAAAAAGCUAAAACUUAAAAUGCUUAAUUAUAAUUGGAUGAAUAUUGUAUUGAAAAAAUAUAAACAUAAAAUAUGACAGAUUUACUUAAAGAAAUAGAUGAACUUAAAACAAAGGCAUUUCAAGAAAAGAAUAAGAUUAAACAAUUAAAUAAAGUUUAUGAAAGUUAAAUUCUUGUUUAUACAAAACAAAUUCAAAGUUAAGAGACUGAAAUAUCUAAAUUAAAUGAAGAUAUUAAAAAUUAUUAAUUAUAACUUAUGAAAAAUAAUAAUGAAUUACUCAAUUUAACAACAUAAAAUAAUCGACUUCUUAAAGAUUUAGAAAAUAGAGUUUAAAAAGUAACUGAAUUAUAAGAAAAAUAUGAUUACUAAUACGAUUAAUUAAAUAAAUUAAAAAAAUAAUUAAAUCUUGAAGAAGUAGGUGUUUAUGAAGAAAAUUAAAAAUUACAUUCAUAAAUAUAAGAAAUAUAAAAAAAGUAUCUAUAAGAAGAGUCUUUAAGAAGAUCCUAUUAAUUAACUUCAAGUUAAACUUUAUAAGCUAAACUUUCAAGAAUUUAAUAAUUAGAAUCGUAAUUUAUUUAUUAUAUUAAAGGGAAAACUAUCAAUUAAAAUUAGAUAUUUAAAACUCAUAGAUACUAAGAUCAUAAAACUAUAAUGAAUCUGUCAUUGUUUCAUAAUUCUAAUCUGUCAAUAAAGGAAGUACAAUUUCAAAAGUUGUUAAAAAAUAAUAAAAUUACAUUGAUUUAUUGUGA
Messenger RNA from Paramecium pentaurelia, 2190 nucleotides. The record is from the annotation of a GenBank genome assembly. NCBI's taxonomy places the organism in Eukaryota, Ciliophora, Oligohymenophorea, Peniculida, Parameciidae.